This is a messenger RNA of Porites evermanni, 1922 nucleotides long. Lineage: Eukaryota; Metazoa; Cnidaria; Anthozoa; Scleractinia; Poritidae. The record is from the annotation of a GenBank genome assembly.
AUGGCAAUCCUAAAAUCGGUAAGUGAGUUUAAAAGUUUCUUUAAAUUUUUUAGUUUUUAGUCUUGUUAUAUUACUUCGUGCACCCACACAGAUUUUCAUUAAGGCAAUAUUGUUCACUGUCAGGGGCUGCUCCUGUCAUUGUCGAGCUUUCAAAAUGUCAGCUGAUUUAUCAGCUACCAGUUCCUAUUGGAAAGUGCUCCCGUGUAAGUCCACAGGUAUGGAAUAUUUUGGGUAAUGAUUUUCUUCCCAAACCCAUUUUUUAGAAUAGAAUUUCCAACCGAAAUGUUUCGAUAAAAAUUAGCUGAAAAAUGUGUGACUUUAAUCUUUACGAUAGGACUUUUUCCUGCCAUAUAAGAAAGUGCCCAUCCCUUCGGAACAGUGGAACACUUUGAUCAAACUAUGAUUUAUGAUUGUUUUUACUUUAUGCUUUCAAACUACUUUACGCUUCUGACCAAACUAUGAUUUAUAGUUGUUUAAUAAUUACCUCACGUUUCGUUGAAUACAACAUAUUAUUUCCACGUGUGAUUAGAUAACACACCUGAUAUUUCAUUGGUGUUUUCAAUAAAUCUGUUUAAAAAAGAUGUUGAAAUUAAAAACCGUUCUUACAUAAAAAAGCUUUCAACCCGUCGCUUCUUAGUCUCCACUCGAAAAUUUAACGAUCACCGGAAAAACGUCUGCGUUAGCAGUCUGAUUAACAUAGAUUUCACAUAAAAAAAUCGACUUUUGUUAACCAGUUUUUAUGUUGUAUUUUACAUCUCUACCUUUUUUGUUAUUUAUACACAAGCGUGGGCAAAGGUGUCAGAAAAAGUUAAAUAGGUGGGUUAAACAGCAGCAACACGUCUCAGUUCACGUUCCAUGCGAGUGCUACCGGCCUAAUGAGCUUCACGCAAGCAUAGAUUUCGUGGCCGGAUGAUCGAGUGAUUAGUAGGAAAACCUCAAAUACACUCUCAGGUUCCUUCUAACGCCAAUUUAAUUUCACGAUUCGAUAAUGAUUUUUUGUUUUGUAACUUUAAGUGUUCACAUGAUCCAAUGAAAUUGGGCCUUGACUUUCUUACGAUUGGUUUGAACGUUCGUAACACAUAGUUUCAGCUUUAAAUUUAGUUCAUUUAACACAGCAAACACGGUGGUUGCUUCAAAGAACAUUAAAAUCCCGGGCUUCGUGCUCUGAAUUAGAAGGUACACGAAAAACAUUUAUCGGUUUUUCCUGACACCGGUGACGUUGCAAACAUCGGGCUCCAUUGAAUAUUUAAUUUUCUAAUGGUUGAUAGUUCGCUCAUUUCUCAGCACUUUAGUAAUAGGCUAACAGGUGCAUUUUAUGACAUUGAAAAAUUCGAAAAAACGCUCUGGCUUUGUGAUCUAUUCAUAGUUUAAGACAGGGCAUUUACAGGCAAAUUACAGCAGUUAAAACGGAUGCAAAGUUUUGAAAUAUCUAAAAACAGGUUUGUGCAAGAGGAGGUUUUGUGAAUAGAAGAUAUUCGAAAGGGGUACCUUUUCUCUCAAAAAUGGUAUCUAAAUGCGUAAGGAGUUGGACCACGGGCAAAGCCUCGCCGUAUAAAACUCUGUUCAGUACCCUGCUGGAGUCAAGUAUGAAUAUUGAUAUUAUCGAAAUAGAUCUAUUCACUCAGAUGCCACCACGUGAAAACGUGGCUAUCACGUUUACUGAAUUGACUCGUCUUUGUUAAUGGAACACUCGAAUUCUUCAACAUUAUGUUAUUACUUUGCAGAAACUUACCGGCAGAGAUUUGUUUGUCAAGAUUGAUUGGUACGACAAUGCUUCCUACGAAGAGGUCCAAGAGAAGAUGGAAGCAACAAUCAAAUUACUCGACCCAGAAUCCGAUCCUCUACCCUGGGCCCUGUUCUUUGGUUGGGAUUCUGAGCUCAUUCCAGACUUGCCACGGCUAUCUAAGGACGUCCUCGAUUAG